Penicillium salamii is the source of this 981-nucleotide messenger RNA. The record is from the annotation of a GenBank genome assembly. NCBI's taxonomy places the organism in Eukaryota, Fungi, Ascomycota, Eurotiomycetes, Eurotiales, Aspergillaceae.
AUGCAUAUUUGCAAAUCGCUGCUCUCCGCCCUGUUCCUCGGCGCGGGUGUACUUGGUGCACCCACCGAGCUGGUCCGCCGCACCAGCAGAACCAGCGCGCCCUCCGGCUGUUUAACGGUCGGAUCAAGCGGUAAAUACACCACGAUUGGCGCAGCGAUCACUGCCCUCGGCUCCUCCUCAGAGGCAGCUUGUAUUUAUGUUGCGAGUGGCACAUACAAAGAGCAGAUCACCAUCAACUAUGCGGGUGCUUUGACAAUCUAUGGUCAGACUACUGAUACAGGAUCAUACAAGAAUAAUGUCGUUACUAUCACCCAUACCAUAUCUUCACCGGAGGCUGGUAGUUUGGACAAGAGUGCUACUGUGAAUGUGGUUUCUGAUGGAUUCAAGAUGUAUAACAUCAAUGUGGUGAACGGUUACGGAAAGGGGGUUCAAGCUGUUGCACUUGUCGGAAAUGCCGAUAAACUCGGCUUCUACGGAUGUCAAUUCUCGGGAUACCAGGAUACUCUGUACGCCAAGGCAGGAACCCAGUACUAUUCCAACUGCAUGAUUGAGGGAGCCGUUGACUACAUCUUCGGAGAUGCCUCCGCAUGGUUUGGCGAAUGUGAUAUCGUCUCGAACGGUCCCGGCGCCAUUACAGCCAACUCGCGCCAGACAAGUACCGAUUCAGCCUGGUAUGCUAUUGAUCACUGUAACAUCAAGGCUGCAUCUGGAACCAGCAUUGAUGGAGAUGUAUAUCUCGGACGUCCGUGGCGCGUUCUGUCUCGUGUGAUCUACCAAAACUCCAAACUGGGUAGUUUGAUCAAUGCCAAGGGCUGGACCACCAUGGCAGAUGGUGCUACACCGUUCUACUAUGAGUAUAACAACUCUGGGGAUGGCUCAGACACUUCGAAGCGCGAGUAUAUGACUUCCAUCUCGGCUGGGGUGACCAAGAAGACUGUUCUCGGGAGCGAUUAUGGUGACUGGAUUGACUCGAGCUAUUAA